This is a messenger RNA of Stegodyphus dumicola, 2206 nucleotides long. RefSeq lists its product as uncharacterized. The record is from RefSeq and is a predicted model, not a curated record. Gene Ontology annotation, cellular component: nucleus. Gene Ontology annotation, molecular function: DNA-binding transcription factor activity, RNA polymerase II-specific. Gene Ontology annotation, biological process: regulation of transcription by RNA polymerase II. Lineage: Eukaryota; Metazoa; Arthropoda; Arachnida; Araneae; Eresidae.
AAUUCACAAAUAGAUGUUGCUUUUACUAUGUUCGAACUUUAUUUAUUGCCAAAAACUACAAAAACUUCAUUUUUCGAACUCUGACUCCUCGACCAAUCUAAAUACCGGACGCUGAUCACGUGUUCCUGCUCUUCUUGACUCACGCAGAAGCUUAGACUUUCUUUUCGCUUCUCGCCCCCAUUUACGUAUAUAAUCACCCAUGCUAUGCCAUGAUAUGCAAUUUAGCAAAACUUAUUUUAUGAGUUCUCUCAUUUAUUGAUCUCGCCUUCGGGCGCGGUGUAUUUUAAAUACACCUCUCAAAUUUUUAACUUUAUGGCCUAUGGUAAAAUUAUAAUAUACUGGUAAGAGCUCCUAGUAGCUAAAGCCAGCAGUAAAGAUAUGAUCCAAGAUCCUGUCAGAAGUGGAAAAACAAAACUGCACCGACAGCGAAAAUGCCAUCCAACGAAAUUUUACGAUCGCCGAACUCUUGCUGCAUAUUGUGGUUGAAUGGUUCGUAAUAGUAGUAAGGAGAGGGGCUUGAGAUGUGAGGUGGUGGCUUGGACUUCUACUGAUUUUAAUAUUGAAAUUUAUAUACCGUGUAGUUUAAAUCCUCUAUGAAAGAUAUUCAUCUUUCGAGUAGUGUGCCAUUUAUUUAUAUGUCAUUAGUAAAGUUUAUUUAUAUGAAACAUGGGAUUAUUAAAGCAUAUGCUACAUGCUAUUAUUACUGAAUCGUAGCCGGAAAGAAAAGAAACCUUUAAUAUAUGUUGAAGGUAUUCGAAUCCAAGGUAGAUUUUGCAAAGCCAUGAAUGUCUAUGUCUUCUGUGUACAUAUAUUGCAGAUCUUUAAAAAUUUGAAAACUGCCCAGUGAUGUGAAAUCUGAGUUAUGAAUGCAUAAAGACACAUAAAACAUGCACAUGCAUAAAAAUGCCACAGUAACUUAGAACAUAACAGAACUCUGAGACAAAUGCAUACCAGUGCAGGUGAGAAUCUAUGUCAGUCUGAUACUAGUUGUGUAUUAACUGUGCCGAAAGUUAAUCUACAGCAACAUAUGUGUCCUGUGUGUUCCAAAUCAUUUACACGGAAAUAUCAUUUAAAAGACCAUGCACUUACCCACACGUCUGAGAAACCACAUGAAUGUUAUAUAUGUCACAAAUCAUUUUCAUAUAAAGGAGAUUUAAACAAACAUAUACGUAUUCAUACUGGUGAAAAACCUUACAAAUGUGUUAUAUGUAACAAGACAUUUGCUCGUAUAAGUCACUUAAACAGGCACAAGCUUAUUCACACUGGCGAGAAACCUCAUGAAUGUGAUAUAUGCAAGAAGUCGUUUGCUCAGAAAGGUCACUUAAGCACACACAUGCUUAUCCAUACAGGUGAGAAAGUGCAUGAAUGUAUUAUCUGUAGUAAGUCUUUCGCAACCAAAACAGAGUUAAAAAGACAUAUGCCUGUCCACAAUGCUGAAAAGUCGCAUGUAUGUGAUGUAUGUGCCAAAGCAUUUACACGCAAAGGUUCCUUAAGCACACAUAUGCUAAUCCAUGCAAGUGAAACUCCAUAUGGUUGUGAUAUAUGUACCAAAACAUUUGCACAAAAAGGUCAUUUGCAUACACAUAUGCUUAUUCAUACUGGUGAAAAGCCACACAAAUGUGUUACAUGUGGUAAGUCAUUUGUACAGAAGAGUGGCUUAAAUAGGCAUAUUCUUACUCAUACUGGUGAAAAGCAUCAUGAGUGUUAUAUAUGUAGUAAGUCAUUUGCCAGCAAUAGUCAUUUAAAAAGACAUAUGCUUGUCCAUAGUGGUGCAGGUACAAUGUCAGUGUUUUAUGACAGGGUUUCUCAGCCUAUGGGUCAGAAUCUCCAGCAAGAGAAUAUCACAACCUCAGGAGAAGAUUUGCUCAUUCCAGAUUAAUUUAUUGAAACUGUAACAAAAGAUGGUAAUUUCUGAUUAUCCACAUACACGAAUUGUAUUGAUGAGGCAACGCAUUGCGUGGAACUACUCUUAUAUGCGCCCACAGGUCGGCCAAUGCAGCGACAAAUUUUUUGGCCAAACAUUUUUGGCGAGAAACUCCACACUGCCAUAUUACUAUCUACUAUACUCUAUGCCAUACUACUAUAAAUUUUUUGUCUAAAUUUCAAACUUUAAGCCUAAAAUGUCUUCAAAAACGCAGUUUUCGCACAUGCAAAAAACACGUUUUGAACACGCAAUUUAAGCUAAAAAUCCGAAACAAAAACAAAA